AGCGGGCAUCCACGAUUCUUUUUCUUUUCCAUCAAGUUCUCUCUUCCCCUCCCUUCCUCCUUCCUCCUUCCUCAUUCCUCAUUCCUCCUUCCUCCUUCCUCCUUCCGUUGAUGAUCUUCUCGUCUCUGUUCGUUAAUUUCUAACGAUCGAUUGAGUUUGUCGAUUUAGGAUUUGAUCGAAUUUUCCGUUGGUGGAUUCGUAGAGGAUGUCGUACGCUUACCUGUUCAAGUACAUCGUCAUCGGUGAUACGGGAGUUGGGAAAUCAUGUCUUCUUUUGCAGUUCACUGACAAGCGUUUCCAACCUGUUCAUGACUUGACAAUUGGUGUUGAAUUUGGGGCUAGAAUGAUUACUAUUGACAACAAGCCUAUAAAAUUGCAGAUAUGGGAUACGGCGGGUCAGGAAUCCUUUCGAUCAAUUACAAGAUCCUAUUACAGAGGUGCUGCUGGUGCACUGCUGGUAUAUGACAUAACCAGGAGGGAGACAUUCAAUCAUCUUGCUAGCUGGCUAGAAGAUGCUAGGCAACAUGCCAAUGCUAAUAUGACAGUUAUGCUGAUUGGUAACAAAUGUGACUUGGCUCACAGAAGAGCUGUGAGCACCGAAGAGGGAGAACAGUUUGCGAAAGAGCAUGGAUUAAUCUUUAUGGAGGCUUCUGCUAAAACAGCACAAAAUGUUGAGGAGGCUUUUAUUAAAACUGCAGCAACUAUAUAUAAGAAAAUUCAGGAUGGUGUCUUCGAUGUAUCAAAUGAGUCGCAUGGAAUUAAAGUUGGAUACGGAGGAAUUCCUGGGCAAUCAGGUGGAAGGGAUGCCUCAUCUUCUCAAGCUAGUGGAUGUUGCAGCUGAUCUUUCCGGACCUGAUGUUCCUUCUUAUUAUUCUGUUUAAUCCAAGUGAAUCCAGAGUUAAAAGUCUGGAGCUUCCUCCCUGCUGCAUGCAUACUGGUACAUAUUGUACAAUCUUUCUGUACAUGAAUAAGUAUACCUCAGAUAGGGCUACAUGUUUAAUUGUACGGCUGCGUAUUUCCUAUUCAUUAAGUACAUUGUUUGUUUUAGUUGGUCUACUGGAAGUGUGCCGGCGUUGGAUAGAUGUUACAAUUUCUAUUAUAUUUUUAAAAAAUACAUUUCUAUAUAUCA
Molecule: messenger RNA, 1129 nt
Organism: Zingiber officinale
Lineage: Eukaryota; Viridiplantae; Streptophyta; Magnoliopsida; Zingiberales; Zingiberaceae
Product: ras-related protein RABB1c-like
Exons: 6
Coding region: 206-841 (211 amino acids)
Cellular component (GO): Golgi apparatus
Molecular function (GO): GTP binding; GTPase activity
Source: RefSeq, a predicted model, not a curated record